UUCCGGUGGGGUUGGUGCCGGGCAGGUGUCGGUGGUGCGGGGAGUCUCGGGAUGGGGCAUUAAAGCGACGGUUCCGUGCGUGGGCUGGACUCGAGCGUGGCGGCGGCGGCUGUUGGAAGCGCGGCCGAAGGGCGGCGGCUGCAGGAAAUAGAUGUGGGGAAAAAGCACAUCCAUCUUCUUCACAAGGCUCCAGAAGUUCUGAAAAAUCGGCAUGCUUGGAAUCUAGGGGCAUAUUGGUGCUGAAUCCAGCCUAUAGAAAAAGAGGAGACUAGACCUUACUUCCUUUUGAUCAACUCCUUCUAAAGCAACAUCUCAUCAUGGCUGAAAUGACACCAGAAGAAAUUCAGUUGAGGGCCCACCAAGUCACUGAUGAGUCUUUGGAAAGCACAAGGAGGAUUCUUGGUCUGGCUGUUGAGUCCCAGGAUGCGGGAAUCAAGACAGUCACCAUGCUGGAUGAACAAGGAGAACAACUAACCCGUAUAGAAGAAGGCAUGGACCAAAUAAACAAGGACAUGAGAGAAGCUGAAAAGACCUUGACAGAGCUCAACAAGUGUUGUGGCCUCUGUCUCUGUCCUUGCAACAGAACAAAGAACUUUGAGUCUGAUAAGUCAUACAAGUCAGCCUGGGGUGAUGGUGUGGAGAACUCAACAGACCGUGUUGUAUCCAGCCAGCCAGGACGUGUAACAAAUAAUCAGCCACAGACCACUGUAGGAGCAAGUGGGGGAUAUAUUACACGGAUAACAAACGAUGCCAGAGAGGAUGAGAUGGAUGAAAAUCUCGCUCAGGUGGGAAAUAUCCUGGGGAACUUGAAAAACCUGGCUUUGGAUAUGGGCAGUGAGAUUGAUUCACAAAACAAGCGAAUAGACCGGAUAAAUGAGAAGGCGGAUACCAACAAAGAUCGUAUUGAGCAAGCCAAUGUCCGAGCCAAGAAACUCAUUGAUAGUUAAUGAGCUUUCUGCCAUUGUCCAGUGUCUUUCUCCAGCUGCAAGUCGUCAUUUUCAUAUCUGUGAAAUUUUCUAUAUUUCAAAACAGGGGUAGCAGAGUCGGGAAGCGAGUGCAGCAGGUUGCUUUUUAUAGUACUUCUUUUUCUUAUCCUUGUGUGAAGAUAUUGCUUUGACUCCAUCAGAGCAACAACAUAGCUCCUAAUCAUCUGCCCUACCUUUUAAACCUGCUCAGGGCUUAGAAAAUUCUCAAAGCUGUAAAAUUUUCUCUUAUUCUCCCUCACAACACAAAGUAUUCUAUUAAAAUGGAAUAAACAGGGUGGUAUAAUUUUGGGUUUGUAAUUGUGGAAAGGUUGGAGAGGAGACUUUACAAGUUUUUGGGUUUUUUAAUUACUUCACUUAGAGUUGUGCAUUCUCACUAAAAUAGGAACUUGGUGAUGCUUAUUACUUGUAUUUCUUAGUUCAGUAGGAUAACCAUGGUUUUACGGACACUUAGUUUAAUUUCCAACCCAUAUGUAAACUACCAAAUUUAACAAGUUCUGGCCCACUGGCUACUUGUGGGUUGAGGACUUUAAAACGUACACACUGUAAUUUGAAGGAAAUGGGAGGGGAACACAUGCAUUUUCAUUCUUUGAAUGUGAAAUGAUGUUGAUGUAGAGACCAUGGUUAACAUUAUGCUGCAUUUUCUGUUAAUUCUUUAUUGUAUAUAAUUAAUUUUAAACACCAUGCACCUGUUUUACUGUUGAACAGAAGAAAAUAAUUCUGUUCCCAUAUUUAUGCAAUGGAAAAGAUUUUAUAUCGAGCUUCUAAAUAUUUCCUUUAAAAGUAGGCUCAACAAAGCUUUAGAUAAAAAUGUAAGAUUAAUUGAAAACUUAAGUCUCCAGGAAAACAUCAGACAAACUCUGAAUCUGACCACCUAUAGUAAGCAUGCAAAUGUCCCAUCUGGAUUCCAUGUCAAGUUCACCUCUGUCAGUUCUCCCUGGAAUUUGGGUUGUGCCUUUCUCUGCUGCAGUACCACAAAUCUCACCAAGUUCUGUUCCCCCACGGUGCGUUAGGGGCAACUUUUUAAACCUCUGAAUGGAUAUUAAAAUAAUGAAUGAGGGAGAACAAAUUUCUUUACACUUAAGUACAGUUUUUCUUGGUCUUUUAGUUUUUAAACCAUGUAUACACCAUAAUUCACCCUCUAUUCUGCAUGAUACUUCUGAACUAUGCAUGUGCUACUUUCCCACCUAAUCUUAAUUUAAAUCAAGAUAUAUACCUGAUAGCUGCUGUCCACUUAUUCAAAAAGUUAUGUUUCAUGAAGUUAAAUUUUUGCUUGGCAACAUGUCACAAUAAGUAGAACAUUUUAAACUACUACCUUGCUAUAACGAAUGCUUCAUAUGAAGGAACUGCUUCUUCUGUUCCUCCCUUCUUACCUUGUUCCGGGAAUAAGAUGCUUGCUCUAUCUUUACUAUAAUAAAUCAGUUUAUGGAUUGGACUUCAGAAUCUGUAAUGUAAAAUGUUCCAAAUCCAAGAUAUCUGUGGUGGUAAUGCUGAGGUUCCUUCUCAUAAUGGAGAAUACUCCAAUCAGCUAGAGUCAAAAAAACCAAAAUCGUUCACAGGGAAAAUAGAUGUGGAUUCAUGUUUUGUCUUCCAAUAAACGUAGCCAGUCUUAUUCUCAAGAUUCUAAUUUGAGAGGUGGAGUGAAGUAGUUAUGAGUUUUGUGUAGGUUGAAAGGGAAAGUGAUGAUUUAAAAUAACAUAAGCUGUGAUAUUUGAAUGUUAGUGUGGAAUCCCCCCACCUCCCAGUGAUUUAGUUGAGGCAUGACCAAAUUAAUCACAUUCAAGCUUAUUUAUUCUUUGCAGGGUAGUUGUCCAACAUUCUUUUUUUUUUUUUUUUUGUAGAAAAUCCUGGGGCAGAGGGAUGGGACUAUAACCUGUAAAGAUUUAGAUGAGUAAUUUGGUAAUUCCUUAAAUGAUGGGAGUGCAACACCACUACGCAUCGCAGUUAUCAGUGCACUCCAGGGGCUACUAUAAAUGAUUUCUGACUAUGACAAAGAAAAGAGAGGACUGCUAUAUACAAUAAGUAGAAAGCCAGGUCAAAUUUUAUGGAAAACCUAGUAUGAAUAAGGCUUAAGUGAAACAAUCUUUUGUGGGUGAUGGAAAUUUCUCCAGGGUUGCUUAUUGUCCUCUGUGGCUUCCAAAACAGCUGGAAGGAAAAUGGAUUUUUAAUAAACUGUAUGUUAAUCCUAUUAGUAGCUAAGGACACACAUAUACACACACCCACUAUGAGUACCAAAGAAGCAUUUGUGGUGCCAUUACCUACUGGUACAAUAAAACCCCCAGCAUGUGAAAGCUUAAGGGAUUCCACUACCCAAUAAGACUUUCUUAUACCAACUUAAGAGGCUUACUUGAAAGAACCUUUGUACAGAGCAUGCCUUCUGUUUCUUUUUUUUUAACUUAAAGGUAGUGAUGUACUGCUGGGAAUGGAAGACUUAAACUGUUCCACGUAUAACAUUGCAGAACUCAUCUGCUGUAAUUCCUUGGAACACCUUUUCCCCCCUCCCUUUCAUUAUUACAACAUCUUACCUCAUGUCUGAUUUUCCCCAAGCUAUUACAACAGCUACUAGGUACAUUGGCUAAGAGGAUGCUGCGUUGAGUACAUGGAAGAUUAAUAUCACAGCUUAAAAUUGUGCCCUACAUGAUACUAUUCAUGUUUCUGUACCUUAUCUGGGAUUCACCUACAACUGUUGUGUGCCAAUGUGACAUAGCACUGGGAUAUAGCUUGGUUAUUAGCUGAAUAUUAACAGUUGUUUUAUAAUGGACACAGAUCUGGGUCCUUGAGGGAGUCGGUGCCUUAAUGUUCCAGAGCAAACUGCACAGCAAUACUGUCUUUUGGCAUUGCCUGUUAGAAGCAUUUAUCCUAUUACACAUCAUACUUUCUUGUUCAUCGUACUUGCUGGACAGAAUAAACAAUUUAUAUGCAUUUUUCUCACAGCAAAUCUGAUUCUUAAGGGCAUUAAAAAUGAAGAUUAUUUCAGUUGCUGCUUUUAGUCACUGUUAAACUUAUGUAUUGUGUAUAAACAAAUAUAGAAUUCUAUAACUCA
This is a messenger RNA of Mauremys reevesii (Reeves's turtle), 4026 nucleotides long. It is a transcript of the gene SNAP23, whose product is annotated as synaptosome associated protein 23. The transcript has 9 exons. Gene Ontology annotation, cellular component: plasma membrane; synaptobrevin 2-SNAP-25-syntaxin-1a-complexin I complex. Bases 318 to 947 code for a protein of 209 amino acids. Lineage: Eukaryota; Metazoa; Chordata; Testudines; Geoemydidae. Gene Ontology annotation, molecular function: syntaxin-1 binding; SNAP receptor activity. The record is from RefSeq and is a predicted model, not a curated record. Gene Ontology annotation, biological process: exocytosis; synaptic vesicle priming; synaptic vesicle fusion to presynaptic active zone membrane.